AUGACAUGGCUCGACCUAUCAGGCAGACCGGGUCACCAUGGCAUUUUUGGGGCGUCCUACCUGGAAAGUAUCCCCGAGGCAUUGGAUGAAUGGCAAGCGUCCCGCAUCCUCCUAGUCAUGAGCAUGGCCGUUGAUACGAAGACCUCGGUGAUCAAAGACUUGGAUGCCCGCCUUUCACACUUCUCGCUACAGAAGAAAACCGGGGUGGGGAUUCAUGGCCCCUACAAGGACCCCAUCAACAUUACGCACACGAUCAAAAACCACGAUAUCUAA
This is a messenger RNA of Aspergillus heteromorphus CBS 117.55, 273 nucleotides long. RefSeq lists its product as uncharacterized. The record is from RefSeq and is a predicted model, not a curated record. The transcript has 2 exons. NCBI's taxonomy places the organism in Eukaryota, Fungi, Ascomycota, Eurotiomycetes, Eurotiales, Aspergillaceae. The coding region runs from base 1 to 273 and encodes 90 amino acids.